AUGGUCUACUGGACGUCAGGUGCACCAGUGAGUGAACAACACCUACCUGUGGACGAAGUGUCAUGUGACCAGCGCUGGACGUGCUACGAGCUGCCUGACAUCAAACCGGCUCUGGCAGAUGGAGACGGAGUUGCAAUGAGUGAAAACACAACAACGCUGUCUGGACAUGAGUCACUGCCAAACUGUGCAUCAACAAAACACAAAGCCACGGCAACGCAGAGCGGUAGAAAGGUGCGCCUGUUUCACUUUCUCUUUGAGAUGUUGGAGGACCCGGCCAUGGCGGAUUGUGUGUCCUGGGUCCCUGCAGCCAGCGGUGUGUUCCGCUUUUCCUCUCAGAACAAGGACCAAGUGGCAGCUCUGUGGGGGCAGAGGAAGGGCAACAAGAAGCCGAUGACUUACCAGAAGAUGUCCAGGGCCCUGCGGAACUACGCCCGGUCUGGAGAGAUCGUCAAGGUGAAGAAGAAGCUCACUUAUCGGUUCAGCCAAGACACCUUGAUGUUGCUGCAGAAGUGUCAACGGGGAGAUUUGUAAAGUGGACUUAGUGACAAUAAAUUAGAUUUUUUCAUCUUCUUUUGGAGCUUUAUCUUUCAUUGCAUU
Messenger RNA from Thalassophryne amazonica, 597 nucleotides. RefSeq names its product Spi-2 proto-oncogene (gene spi2). The record is from RefSeq and is a predicted model, not a curated record. Gene Ontology annotation, molecular function: DNA-binding transcription factor activity, RNA polymerase II-specific; sequence-specific DNA binding. The transcript is spliced from 3 exons. NCBI's taxonomy places the organism in Eukaryota, Metazoa, Chordata, Actinopteri, Batrachoidiformes, Batrachoididae. Gene Ontology annotation, cellular component: nucleus. Bases 1 to 531 code for a protein of 176 amino acids. Gene Ontology annotation, biological process: regulation of transcription by RNA polymerase II; cell differentiation.